Molecule: messenger RNA, 1471 nt
Organism: Lepidothrix coronata (blue-crowned manakin)
Lineage: Eukaryota; Metazoa; Chordata; Aves; Passeriformes; Pipridae
Gene: MORN2
Product: MORN repeat containing 2
Source: RefSeq, a predicted model, not a curated record
UUCUAAGCUCUUACCUAAAUUCCUUGUAAAAGCAGAAACAGGUAUAUCUGUCAUAGUCACUUUCCCCUGCUUUAUCAUAUCUGAGUGUGAUAGCAGACUCCAAGGCAGCAGUGGGAAUGGAAAUUGUAAUGAAAGGAAAUAAUAAUGUAAGCAUAAAUAUUAACCAUUUUCUUCAUCUCUCAAAUGCAGAUUAAUGGUGCUGGAAGGCUAGAACAUCCUUCUGGAGCAGUUUACAAAGGGGAAUUCACGUUUCACAGGGCUGCAACCUGCAAAUUUCCAAAUGGAGCAAAGUACCUUGGUCUGUUCAAUGAAAACAAGUAUGUUUGAAAUGGAAGAGUUGUGUAAACUUUUCUAUUAGUUUUGAUUUUAUAAGUUGUAAUGUCCAAAUAAAAUUCACCCCACGUAGGAGUAGGUUUCUUUUGCUACCAGUGAAACUUGCACUGGGUACCUGAGAUUGCUUAUCCCAGUUGUGUCCAUUUCAUGAGAUCAGUCCAAAGUAUGUAUUUCAUUUCCAGUCACGAGUUUUCAAGUUGGCUAUUUCACCCACCCACUUUUUAUUACCAGGUCUCUGGGCUCAGGUAGAGUUCAAAGAAAUAGAACAGUUCAGACCUCUUUGAGAGCUGUUGUUUCAAGCUGUUUGCAUUGUCUGCCUGUCAAAUUUGCUAGAUUUAAGUUUAACUUUUCUUUAAGUACUUCCCCCAGUCCAGUAUCUGAAAUAAAUCUAAAAUAUGUAUUUGUUAAUAUUUGGCCUUUUCUCAAAAAAACCCCCAACAAAGCUCCGUCUUACCCUCCUGACCAAAAAUAAUAGUCACAAUAGUACUAGCAUGAUGACCAAUUCUUUUUUUAAGGUGUCAAACUCUAAAUGAGAUAUGUGUUAUAGAAUGUAACUGGAUACAAAAUAGAAACUUGUAUGGCAAACUCUAAUGUUUGGGGGAAAAAUUUAUUUCAAUACUUUAGAACAUAUUGAGUUAAUUUAUACCUCUAUUAAAAUGGCAUGUUAAAAUCUGCUACAGAGUGUCUGUCUUUUCCUUAUGUAUUAGAUGACAGAUAUGGAUUCUGUGUGAACUUAAAUCUGUGAGUACUCAUCACUUCAGCAGUAGAUCACACAUGGAGCUUCACAGGCAUUUUCUCUCAAAAAUCUUAGGGUGAUACCAGUACUCUCCUGUGAGAGGCCAGCACAGUGCUUGUCACUAGUAGUUGAUCUGUAGAGAAAACCAUCUGGUUCUGAUUUGAACUUCUGAUGUCAAGUAACUAAAAUGCUGACGUAGGCACGCCCUUGGUAACAGAGAUCCAAUCUUUGCCAGCCCCUUCUGUUUUCACCGGGGAAUGAAAACUUCUCCUUUUGACACUGGUUUGUGACUGUUAAUACGUGUCACAAACACGAGUCCCUGACAGCUCAAACUAUUGCAAACUAUUUUGCCAAGUUUCAGGAUUGCUACUUUCCACUUACACAAGAUAGGUGCCAAUUCAC